Messenger RNA from Cricetulus griseus (Chinese hamster), 887 nucleotides. Lineage: Eukaryota; Metazoa; Chordata; Mammalia; Rodentia; Cricetidae. The record is from RefSeq and is a predicted model, not a curated record.
AAGCCGACGUGGUCAGGGCCAAUCCUGGUGCGGCUGUGUCGUCAUCAUGCGGCGCCGGCUUGUCCGUCGUCGGGAGUGGCCGGUCGGAAGGUGAGUGAAGGCUCGCCCCGGGUUCCCGGGCGCUCCGAGGACGAUGAUUUUCCGGCGGCUGCUGGCAGCCCUGCUGCACAACCCGCAGCUGGUGGAGCGGCUGUCCGAGUCACGGCCUAUCCGGCGGGCGGCGCAACUCCCGGCUUCCGCGCGGCUGCAGCUGCAACUGCGCGGCCACGACGCGGCCCGCCGUCUGCGCGCCCUCGCGGGUCAGCCCCUAGGCUCCUUGGGUCGCCGCGCCACCCGGUUCAAGGACACCUUCACCCAGGAACUCCGCCGAGGCCUCCGGGACCAACCAGGGUCAUCCCCAGGUCAUCAGAAGGGUCCGGGCACCAAAUCAUAAGCACAGACUGCACUCUCACGGGCCUAGGUCACGUUCCCCCACCCCUCCCUCCAGUGAUCUACACCGACCUUAGCAAACAUGAGUCAUCUCCCGCACGAUGCACGGCCUCGAAUCCUGACGCGGCGGUCAACAUACAGAAGCCUAAGGUCAAAUGGACAUGUGCGUGGUAGUCCUGUGACUAGGCAGGACGUAAAGACCCCGAAGGCCACCAGAGAUAAAAGUCAACACCAAAACUUAGUAUGACUGAGAGCCAAGGACAAACGACCAGGAAGCCUGCCUUCUGCAAGCGGGACUGAAGCGAAAUAAACGCUACUGCCAUCUGCACUGGUGCAGGAGAAUACCAGGGAAGAUGGUAGAUGGAAUGACAACCCUGAGGUUGCCAAGAUCUCUGGUUAAAUAUGUAAGCUGCUAAGUCUGUAGGAUCUUGCUAAUAAUAGUUUACACGUUAAGCGUC